This is a messenger RNA of Cladocopium goreaui, 1875 nucleotides long. The record is from the annotation of a GenBank genome assembly. NCBI's taxonomy places the organism in Eukaryota, Dinophyceae, Suessiales, Symbiodiniaceae.
AUGAUCCUGCGACGUUUGGGGCUCACCCGGAUGCCAUCCACCCUGGCCGCAAUGCUGUCCCUCUUCGCCGCCCUGCGAAGUGUCCAGAAGCUCCAGAACCGAGAGACCUCUGACAGGUUGGCGGAACUGUUGAAGCCGGGGGUGGACUUCUUGGGAAAGUGGAUGGGUCUUUUCUUGGCCCCGCCACUGGCUUCCUUGGAUGCCUCCAUUGCGCGACUGCCGCCCUACAGCGGCAAAGUCUGGGCCAACACAACGGCACUCCUGGGCGUUGGUUGGGGUGCCACGCAUGCAGCCGCCGCCGGGGUGGCAUCGUCCCUUGUACCCGCAGAGAGGGCACCGGCAAAGACAGCUGCUGCGGCUGCAGCCGCCCCGGUCACCAACGGAAACCAUGAGAUUUCUCAAGAAGAAGCGGUUCGCCGGUCCUGGGUCUUGCUGGGUGCUGCUGGCUUUCUUGGAGUGGCCUGCUCACCAGCCCUGCCAUUGGUGUUGCAUCGACCCUUCGGGAUUCUCUGUGAAAUGAGCACCACCGUGUGCUCCUUCUCCUUGUCCAAGCUGCUUCCUGAUGCCGUGCAGCGCGUGCUGCAUCCACUGGUCGUUUGCGCAGUCUCGUCCAAUCUUGCGUCACGCUUCGUUGGUCCGGUGGCUCCCUAUUUUGAUGAGGGCCGAGGCGUCGGAUGCCCCGGAGCGCCAGAUGGUCUCAGAGGACUCAGAGGAUUCAAUGUGGAAACCCUGCACCGGGGGAAUUUGCGUCUGAUCGUGUGGGAUAUCGGAGGUCAGGAGCAACUGAGGAAGAUUUGGACAUUUUAUUGCCAUGGCACGAAUGGCUUGAUUUUCGUGGUGGACAGUUCCGAUCAUCAGAGGAUCAAACUUUUGAAGGAUGAAGUUGAGAAGAUGCUGCAGAGGGAAGAAUUGGCCAAGGCGGUUCUGCUCUUUUUUGCCAAUAAACAAGAUGUAGCCAAUGCAAUGAGUGUCGAGGAGAUUAUCCAGAAGUUGGACCUGGAGAAGUUGUGUUCGAAUCGAACAUGGUUUGUGCAGUCUUCAGUGGCCACCACUGGAGAUGGUUUGUUCGAGGGUUUGGACUGGCUUACCAGAACUCUGGGUGAAUCUGAUGGUGUGGGAGACCGAUUCUUUCAGUGGUUGCCAGCUGCAGUCACAGGACUCGGAGUUCGAAUGUACAACACCACUGACAAGUGGUUGGACAAUGCUGAUGACUUCAAAUGUGUGCUGGCGACCUGUUCGGCCUCGGGGUGUUUCUCGAUUUUCCUUACCACCCUUGGGGCAGUGAACCCAAUGUCUCCGCUCAGCAUCCCUGCACCGUUGUCUCUGCCAUUGCUCCAUCGCUCGGUGAUGUCUGCCCUGGGCAUUGAGGGUUCACAGGCAAUUGGCCCCGAGUGCGACCCAAAGUUGGCCGUGGCAUCGAUCCUCAUUACGGGAUGCAUUGGUGCCUCGUUGGGCAACAGCCUCUUGAACGCCUUUCCAGCCAUCUUCCGCGCGUCUUCACCGCUGGUCCGGGGAGUGGCCAUGGGAUGUUCUGCUCAUUCCAUUGGCACCGCCGGGCUCAUUUCCCUGAACGACACGGAAGCUGCAGCCAUCUCUGGCGCAUCCAUGUGUUUGGCGGGAACAAUGCACACCUUGGUGCUCCAGUUGCCGGGCGUGGUCACGGGCAUCCGCUCUUUGUGGGCAGAUGGUCAGCGGGUGAAAGACAUCGGAAGCCCAAAAUUCCACUUCUCUUCCUGCGAUUGCAGGUGUUCUCCAGCAAAUUUUCGAGAUCCUGCUGGAAAACAGCGGAUGGACUCUGACACAGGGAGCAUGACAUGGAAUCAAUCAUGGGAGCACUUGUAUGCACAACUUUAUUUGGCAAAUGAACAUCAGUGA